This is a messenger RNA of Mus musculus (house mouse), 1525 nucleotides long. RefSeq names its product ubiquinol-cytochrome c reductase, complex III subunit VII (gene Uqcrq). Lineage: Eukaryota; Metazoa; Chordata; Mammalia; Rodentia; Muridae. Bases 143 to 391 code for a protein of 82 amino acids. The transcript has 2 exons. Gene Ontology annotation, cellular component: mitochondrial inner membrane; respiratory chain complex III; mitochondrion. Gene Ontology annotation, biological process: mitochondrial electron transport, ubiquinol to cytochrome c. The record is from RefSeq and is marked validated.
UCCUCCCGGAAGUGACGGGCGAAAGCCGGCUCAGAGCUCUGGAGGUAGAGGUGACCGAUCCUGGGGGUCGGUGUUAGGCCGUGGGAGGUUUUUCGCGAGACUGAGCCACGCGUCUAUCUUCUGUCCCAGGGCCGCCGUCACCAUGGGCCGCGAGUUUGGGAACCUGGCGCGGAUACGGCACGUGAUCUCCUACAGCUUGUCGCCCUUUGAGCAGCGCGCCUUCCCAAGCUAUUUCAGCAAAGGCAUCCCCAACGUGCUGCGCCGCACUCGCGAGCGCAUCCUGCGCGUGGCGCCGCCGUUUGUAGUGGUCUACCUGAUCUACACAUGGGGCAACCAGGAGUUUGAGCAGUCGAAAAGGAAGAAUCCAGCCAUGUAUGAAAAUGACAAGUAGACGGCCUGCACCUGGGUGACAGUCCCCUGCCUCUGAAAGACCCUUCUCUGGGAGAGGAAUCCACACUGUAGUCUUGAAGACAAUAAACUACUUAUGGACUUCCCUUUGUGACUUUGUGUGCUUAGUUUGAGACAAGGUCUCACUGUGUGUCCCUGACUGGCCUGCGUCUCCUGAGAAAUCUGCCUGCCUCUGCCUGCUAUGUCAUGGCGAUCACCACCAUGCCCAGCACAACGUUGUUUUGGCAAUAUGCAAGUUCAUGACAAUCCCUUUCUCAGCACAAGCCCUGCAGGGGCUGUGGUAGCUAUGCAUAGCGUGGAACCUGGAGUGCAGGGUCCCAACCCUCUGCUCCCAUCACAUCCUUAAGGUCUAGGGACAACACUGUAAUCAGGGUGUCAGGUGGACUUGCUAGACACAGAUGAACUUUUAACUCGGCAGCCUUUGAAGUAAGCAUUCUAAUCCCUUUGCUGAUGAGGAAUCAGAGUUUAAGUACUUUGCCCAGAAUCAUAUGACUGAGUUGGUAGAGCCAGGUACCAGUGUGUGAUCUUAAAAGCAAGCCAUGCUGCCUUCCUUAGGUAGGGAAGGCCUUCCUUAGCCUAAGGGAUUUCAUCUUUGAAAGGAAAGCAUGAGACAUUCCCUUGACUGCUACAGCCAAGGUCAGGCAACCAUGGUUGGUUAUCUGUCAUGUUGCCAAUCCAACAGUGGCUUUUAGUCAUAUGUGGACCACAGAGGCUGAAAAGAUCUAUCACUUUGUGGAAAAGAUAUACCACCUGCUCUAGAUAUACACCUUUGGGUGUCUUUAGUUUCUCCUCACCUAGAGAUGAUAGGGUGGGUGUGGUUGGCAAUCCUGAGCUGGCCCUGUCAUUUGGUUAAGGACUGUAGCAAUUUACAGUCCAGUCGGACUCUGAGACUUUUUUGCCUGAUGAUCGCUAGCUAGUACUAAAAGUUCUCAGAAGAGAGCAAAUGACUUCCAACAAUAGUUGCUUAGACUGUGAGGCAAAUGGGAAAUAGCUAUGUCUGACAGUCAUACACCCACACCCUUAGAACACUGGUUCUCAACCUCCCUAAUUCAAGCCUUUAAUACAGUUCUUCAUGUGGUGGUGACCCCAACCAUAAAAUUAUUUUGGUUGCUACUUC